Aspergillus japonicus CBS 114.51 is the source of this 1828-nucleotide messenger RNA. RefSeq lists its product as uncharacterized. NCBI's taxonomy places the organism in Eukaryota, Fungi, Ascomycota, Eurotiomycetes, Eurotiales, Aspergillaceae. The transcript has 4 exons. Bases 1 to 1629 code for a protein of 542 amino acids. The record is from RefSeq and is a predicted model, not a curated record.
AUGCACCUCUACAUUCGACACACCAUCUUGGCUCGAGCCGAGGUGUCCAAGGGUCCAGUCAAGAUGCCAGCACUGUGCUCGCAAAAUCUCAAACCGGAUCAUGAGCUGGUGCUAGUGCGUACUCCUGACUACGAGCGCCACCAGUUCCCUUUCUGUGUCUUCCCUGACCUGCAGGAGUACCACACUUCUGACCUCUUCAUCCGGCAUCCGGAUCCGGCCAAGGCCGAUCUGUGGCGCACAACAUCGCGCCUAGACGAUGUGAUUGUCUUUCUCAACGGCGAGAAGACGAACCCGAUCUCGAUGGAGCAGCAUGUCAUCGCCGCCAACCGGGAGGUGACCGGAUGCCUGGUCGCUGGUGCACAACGCUUUCAGGCGGCGCUGAUCGUGGAGCUCGGGCAGACAGAAGCAGCACUGACUGUCAGUGAGCGCGCUGCUAUGAUUGAGAAGCUCUGGCCCAGCAUUCAAGCGGCGAACAGUGAGUCUCCAGCUCACGCGCGCAUUGCCAGGUGCCACAUUCUGUUUACCACCCCCAAAAAGCCCAUGUUGCGCGCUGGCAAGGGAACCAUCCAACGGGUUGGUACAUUGAUGCUCUAUGCGCCGGAGCUGGAGGCUCUCUACACCGACGCUGAGAGGUUGGCGCAGGCCACCGGGGGCAUAGCGGCAGGGCCUGGUAGUGUGGAUGAUGCUGGUGAAACGGUGAUUCUGACUGGCUCGACGGGCCAACUGGGCUCAUACAUCCUCGAUGCGCUCCUGAAGAAUCCCUCCGUGAGGCAUAUUCAUUGCCUCAACCGCAAUGAACGCGCCCGAGAGACACAGCACGGACGCAUGGCGACGUAUGGUCUGACCUUACUGGCUAACCAAAAGUUCCGUGUGAGUUUCUGGACGGCGCAUCUCAGCCGAGGGGAUCUCGGAUUGCAACGCGGGAUCCUCAAGCAGCUACAGCAAACGACAAUAUUGAUCAUCCACAACGCCUGGACGGUGAACUUCAACCACUCGCUCGCGUUCUUCGAGCCCCACCUCCAGGGCGUGGUGAGCCUCAGCAAUUUCACAGCUCGCAGCCCCCAGUCCCCGCGCCUUUUCUUUCUCACCUCCAUCAGCUCAACCACAGGCCACAAGACCGAGUCCAGCCUGACCCCCGAGACGGUCAUCACCACCACCACCACCACCACCCCCGCCCUGAACGGCUACGCGAACAGCAAGUACAUCGCCGAGCAUCUGCUGGACCGCGCUGCGCAACAGCAGCAGCACUCCAAGAACAAUUUGGCGCUUCUCGGCGGGGCACUAGAUGAGAUCCUCCCUGUUAUCGCCAGAGAACUUGCGGCGCGGAGCGAUGUUAACGAGCUUGAGAUAAUCCCACUGCGGGAGUGGGUGCAGCGGGAUCGGCUGGAUAUUGAGACCGCUGGGCGCGGGAAGGACCGUAAGAAGCUCGAAGAGACGGAGUUGCAACUGCUUCUGGCGCGUCAUCCGGCGAUCAAACUGCUGGGGCUCUUUGAGGGCUUGAUCGGACAGACUGAGUCGGAGGAUGCGCUGGAGACGGUGCGUACAGCUGAGGUUAGUAGACGGCUGCAAGAGGUGGAGGGCGUGCAGCCGCAAUGGGUCCGGCAGUGGAUUGUGGAGUGGUUGAAUUAGUUUCUUCUUGCAAUUUGUGACCGCUGUAAUGGACUAAUCCAUUCACGUUAUCGUCAUCGCUUUCCUUCGUGACAAGACUGAAUCUAUGAGAAGGAAGCUUGUGCGUUUUUGGAGGGUGAACGAGAACAUGUGGUUGGAGUGGUAGACAUUCAUUGCAACGCCAGGAAGCCUUGUCAGGGAUUAAGCUCAGAGCCUGUUU